CAAAAGAAUGGUGUCCAAACAUUUAUAUGGAUUUAUCCUGGGAAUAUAAUUUUGUGGCUGUCAUUAAUUUUCUACACAGAUGAUAGAACUGCAUGGCUCUUAGACUCAUCCAGCUUCUUGCAAUCUUCUUCUUCUUCUUCUUCUUCUUCAAUAAGCUAGCUAGCUAGGUAGCCAAUAAUAGCCAGUAGCCAUGAAUGACACAGUAGACAAGCUCGUCAUCUUCCUGGCGAAGAGAGACGGCAUUGACAAGCUAGUAAAAACCUUCCAAUACGUCUCCAAGCUGGUCAACUGGCGGAUAGAGAAAUCGCACCCGGAAUUGGCUCACCGGGCGAAGCUGUGGGAGGUCGCCUCCGGGCUCAGCCGGAAGGCCUUCCGUUCCGGCCGCUUCCUCACCGGCUUCAACGCCCUCCGCCGCAGCCCCGGCCCCACCCCCGCCUUCCGCCUGCUAGCCCUUCUCGCCAACUCCGGCGAGAUGGUCUACUUCUUCUUCGACCAUAUUCUCUGGCUGUCCCGCAUCGGAGUUGUGGACCCCAAGCUGGCUCGCCGGAUGAGCUUCGUGUCGGCAUUCGGGGAGUCCGUCGGGUACGUCUUCUUCGUCAUCUCCGAUUUCAUUCUCAUAUCGCGCGGGAUACAAGCGGAGAGAAAACUGCGCCAUUCAAAAGUUGCAGAGGAGGAUGAAAACGAAGAACAAAUCAAGAAGAUUAGAGCGGAUAGAGUGAUGAGAUUGAUGGCGGUGGCGGCUAAUAUCGCCGACCUUAUUAUAGCAUUGGCUGAUAUUGAACCAAACCCCUUCUGCUGCCAUACCGUCACGCUAGGCAUCAGUGGUUUGGUUUCUGCAUGGGCUGGUUGGUAUAGGAAUUGGCCCUCAUGAACAUAUAUAUAUAUAUAUAUAUUUCCUUAAUUACAUCAAAAACUUAUACCCGGAUGUCAUAUAAUGUAAUCAAUUUCUGUUUUAGUUUUCUGCGUUUAGAGUUUUUUCUUGUUGA
Molecule: messenger RNA, 986 nt
Organism: Ipomoea nil (Japanese morning glory)
Lineage: Eukaryota; Viridiplantae; Streptophyta; Magnoliopsida; Solanales; Convolvulaceae
Product: peroxisomal membrane protein 11B
Exons: 2
Coding region: 191-871 (226 amino acids)
Biological process (GO): regulation of peroxisome size; peroxisome fission
Cellular component (GO): peroxisomal membrane
Source: RefSeq, a predicted model, not a curated record